This is a messenger RNA of Ictidomys tridecemlineatus (thirteen-lined ground squirrel), 2006 nucleotides long. The record is from RefSeq and is a predicted model, not a curated record. Lineage: Eukaryota; Metazoa; Chordata; Mammalia; Rodentia; Sciuridae.
GUCGUUCCUCCCACCCUGAGCCAUGUGUGGUGCUUCUCCCGCAACCUGAUUUAGAGACUGCCACUGACUGUAUGAAGAGGCCAUGCCAGAGCAUAGGGGUCCAGGGCUCACAGGAGCCUUCACAGCGAGAGCCAGAGAGGAACCCACACCUUUGCUGGUCACUAUGUAUCAGUAGUGACACUUGCCCCGGUUGUUGCUCCAGGGAGUCACCCAUUCCUGAGUGAGUCAGGGUCAUUUACUCCGCUGACAGCUGUGGCUCGCCUUACAUGAGCUAAAUUGGGAGUUGGAAUGUCACACAGAUGCCCCUUGUCUCCCCACCCCCACGAUAAUAUUAAUCUCCUCUCUGGGGAGCAAGGGACAAACAGUGCUGCCCAGAGUGAACCAGAGUGGUUUGGGGAACAAAAGGAGAAUCGCCCAGGGAGGGAAGGAUAAAGCUACAUGUGCCUGGCAAGGACACCAAGCAAAGAGCAGACGUGUCUGGAGACAGCCAGGGCAGGACGAGUUUCAGAGGAAGGGACAGAAGAUAGAGCAGCACUAUUUUAAGAGGGAGCACCAGAAGGGAGCCUAAGAACCCACAGAUAGUCUGAGGUGAACAAGGAGGGUCCAGAGGCAGUAGAGAAGGCCAGGACCAGGGCCGCAGCCAGGGCCAGCAGAGCACUGAGGGGAUGAACUUCACCGUGGGCUUCAAGCCGCUGCUCGGGGAUGCGCACAGCAUGGACAGCCUGGAGAAGCAGCUCAUCUGCCCCAUCUGCCUGGAGAUGUUCUCCAAGCCCGUGGUGAUCCUGCCCUGCCAGCACAACCUGUGCCGCAAGUGCGCCAAUGAUGUCUUCCAGGCCUCGAACCCUCUAUGGCAAUCCCGGGGCUCCACUGCUGUGUCUUCAGGAGGCCGUUUCCGGUGCCCAUCUUGCAGGCAUGAGGUGGUCCUGGAUCGACACGGUGUGUAUGGCCUGCAGCGAAACCUGCUAGUGGAGAACAUUAUAGACAUUUAUAAGCAGGAGUCUUCUCGGCCACUGCACUCCAAGGCUGAGCAGCACCUCAUGUGUGAGGAACACGAGGAGGAGAAGAUCAAUAUCUACUGCUUGAGCUGUGAAGUGCCUACCUGCUCUCUCUGCAAGGUCUUUGGUGCCCACAAGGACUGUGAGGUGGCUCCACUGCCCACUAUUUACAAACGCCAGAAGAGUGAGCUCAGCGAUGGCAUUGCAAUGCUGGUGGCAGGAAACGACCGUGUGCAAGCAGUGAUCACACAGAUGGAGGAGGUGUGCCAGACCAUUGAGGACAACAGCCGCAGGCAGAAGCAGUUGCUAAACCAGAGGUUCGAGACCCUGUGCGCGGUGCUGGAGGAGCGUAAGGGCGAGCUCCUGCAAGCGCUGGCUCGGGAGCAGGAAGAGAAGCUGCAGCGCGUCCGCGGACUCAUCCGUCAGUAUGGAGAUCACCUUGAGGCUUCCUCUAAACUGGUGGAGUCAGCCAUCCAGUCCAUGGAGGAGCCGCAGAUGGCACUAUACCUGCAGGUCUUAUCUCUUGUACCUAUUUGCCCCCACGAGCCUGGCCAGGUCACUCCCUCUGCCGUUGCUUUCUCCUAACGACUUGUGACAUGCACUAAACGACUUGUGAUAUGCACUAAACGACUUGUGAUAUGUACUAAACGACUUGUGAUAUGCAUUCCCACCUACCCUACAGGACUGUGGUAAGAAUCAGAAACUGGGCUUUGCCGGGGCUAGCCCAGCACUUACUCUCACCCUCUUUUUUCUUCCCUGCAGCAGGCCAAGGAGCUGAUCAGUAAGUAAGUGGGCUCCGCGGGAAGGGAAAGGAAGUGGCCGAGCCGAUGCCUCUGGCACUGGGAGGGGCUGAGGGUACUGGGCGUUGCCCGCUGAGCAGCUGUGGCCACCGCAGGGUCGGGACAAUGUCGAAAGUGGAGCUAGCGGGACGGCCGGAGCCAGGCUACGAAAGCAUGGAGCAAUUUUCUGUGAGCGUGGAGCACGUGGCCGAAAUGCUGAGGACCAUCGACU